Molecule: messenger RNA, 1393 nt
Organism: Paramormyrops kingsleyae
Lineage: Eukaryota; Metazoa; Chordata; Actinopteri; Osteoglossiformes; Mormyridae
Source: RefSeq, a predicted model, not a curated record
GGACAGCAAGAUAGACUGGAGUUUGACAAGAGGGCUACGAGGUGUUCUGCUUGUUAUAUAAUGGAAACUCCUCCCCCUUUUGCAAAGCUUAUAAACAAACAGGAACCAAGAAAAGACCCCACUGCUGUUUCAUCUCUGGCUGAGACUAACCACUGCUCAAGGAGUUGCUAAUUUGUUCUUCACUGUAGAGAGUUACAGAAAAAGUUCACGAUGGCAUCCAUGGGAAAGGAGCUUCUAGGAUUGGCCCUGGCCAUCAUCGGAUUUCUUGGGGUCAUCAUCGUGUGCGCCCUGCCCAUGUGGAGAGUGACUGCCUUCAUCGGAGCCAACAUCGUGACAGCACAAAUCAUCUGGGAAGGCUUGUGGAUGAACUGCGUGACCCAGAGCACAGGGCAGAUGCAGUGCAAGAUCUAUGAUUCCAUGCUCGCCCUGCCCCAGGACCUGCAGGCCGCCCGCGCCCUGGUCGUCAUCUCCAUCAUCGUGUCCUUCUUCGCCAUCCUGCUGGCUGUGGUCGGCGGAAAAUGCACCAACUGUAUCGAGGAGGAAGCUUCAAAGGCAAAGGUAACCAUCGGCAGUGGCGUUGCCUUCAUCAUCGCUGGUGUCCUCUGCCUCAUCCCAGUCUGCUGGUCAGCUAAUACAAUCAUCCAGGAUUUCUACAACCCUUUGCUGACAGAAGCCCAGCGCAGAGAGCUGGGAGCCUCACUGUACAUUGGCUGGGGAGCUGCUGGUUUGCUGAUCCUAGGUGGUGGCCUGCUGUGUACCUCAUGCCCCCCGAAGGAAGACAAGGGCUACAAUGUUAAGUACUCCCAGCCAAGAUCGACGGCUGAUAGCAAGGCAUAUGUUUAAGAGUGGUGAUCAACGCUGGAAAUGGAAAUGACAACCAUCAAUCGCUUCAUUUUUGGCGUUUCCUUUGUCAUUCACGUUUUGUUUUUGUACCAAGUUAAAAACUAUUAAAGUAUGGACAAAUGGACAUUGCGUGGACUCAUAAGCCGAGUUCUGUAAAAUGGCAAAAAUAAGCGUUUUCCACAGUCGAAGGGACAAUUGUCACUGAAGAGUGAGAGAGUGAGAGACUUAACUGCAAAAGUCUGUUACAUGUACGGGGGCGUAGAUGUAAAAUAUAAUCCCUGACCUAUAUGUAUAUAGUAUACAUGUAUUUCUAUAGUACUGUGGCUUGUUAUAAAGAAAUGGUGGCUGCCUUUCUUAGAUUUCCACUAGAGACAAAAAUAGUACCGCUCGCUCCCUUAGAAUAUACGCAAAACCUUGAUCGGCUCCUUAAUGUAUGUAUGGCAUGCAAGUAAAUUGUAUUUUUGCUUAAAAAUCCAAGUGCGGGAAUGAAACAAAUCAGAUAUAUUUCCAAAGUUGUAGGCUUGAAUUACAAUAAAUAUUUUGAAAAUCA